Molecule: messenger RNA, 7717 nt
Organism: Entelurus aequoreus (snake pipefish)
Lineage: Eukaryota; Metazoa; Chordata; Actinopteri; Syngnathiformes; Syngnathidae
Gene: tns2a
Product: tensin 2a
Exons: 28
Coding region: 340-5310 (1656 amino acids)
Biological process (GO): peptidyl-tyrosine dephosphorylation
Molecular function (GO): protein tyrosine phosphatase activity; protein binding
Source: RefSeq, a predicted model, not a curated record
GAACAGAGAGGUAAUUGUAUAUAUAAGAGAAGGGUGAGGUAAGCGAGCUGAGCGGGACGAGGCGGUAGAGCCGAGCAGAUGGGUAUGGGACAGUCGAAGGGAGUGAGUCAAGUGUGUGGAAGGCAGUGAAAUGUGGAUUUGAGCAAGAGGUGGUUUUAAAGUGGACUCGGAAAGGAAAGAGAGGAGUCAAUGAGGGGAGGGUUGUUGUUGUGAGCGUAUCCUCCAGCCAGGAAAAGGGAAGGGCCUCCAUCUCAAAAAGCAGCUGCCCGGCCCGGGGAAACACCAUCGGGGAGACGGUGUGGGGACAAGAGAGGGGAGACCCGGGAGCCGUCCACCUCCAUGGGUUGCGUCCUGAGCUCGGAUUGGUGCGGGGAGGACGUGGUGCAAGCGGUCCCCGUGGUCAGGACGGCUUCUGUGAAGAGCAGGAGCCUGGAGAGGAGUGACAGCGGGAGGAUAAGAUUGAUGAAGUCAGCGAAGGGGGAGCCUCACGCCUUCAAGGAGAAGACCUUCAAGAAGAGGCGUCAGUGCAGCGUGUGUCACCAGAACGUGGACAACGUAGGCUCCUUCUGCAGAGUAUGCAAGACAGCCACCCACAGGAAGUGCGAGGCAAAGGUGACCACAGCAUGUAUCGCAGCUCCCGCCAAUGACCUGCACCGCAGAGGGACCACUCCAUCUCGAAACACCCAACACUUGGGCUCCACCAAGUCUUUGACGUACACCAAGCAGAGGAACACCCUGCCAAGGAGCUUCAGCGUGGACCGCGUGAUGGAGCGAGUGAUGGAGCGCCACUACGACUUCGACCUCACCUACAUCACGGAGAGGAUCAUCUCCGUCUUCUUCCCGCCCAAGCUGGAAGAGCAGCGGUACCGGCUCAACCUGAAGGAGGUGGCCGCCAUGCUCAAGUCCAAGCAUCAGGACAAGUUUUUGCUCCUCAAUCUCUCCGAAAGGCGUCACGACAUGAGUCGACUGAACCCAAAGGUCCACGACUUCGGCUGGCCCGACCUCCACGCCCCGCCGCUGGACAAGAUCUGCGCCAUAUGCAAGUCCAUGGAGACGUGGCUGACCUCCGACCCGCAGCACGUGGUGGUCCUGCACUGCAAGGGCAACAAAGGCAAAACAGGAGUGAUCAUUGCAGCCUACAUGCACUACAGCAAGAUCUCAGCAGGGGCGGACCAGGCUCUCAGUACUCUGGCCAUGAGGAAGUUCUGUGAAGAUAAGGUGGCCUCCUCCCUCCAGCCAUCACAGAACAGGUAUAUCUACUAUUUCGGGGGUCUUCUGUCCGGAGCCAUCAAGAUGAACAGCAGCCCGCUCUUCCUGCACCAAGUUCUCAUUCCAUCCCUCCCCAACUUCCAAGGAGAAGGAGGUUAUUACCCCUUCCUGAAGAUCUACCAGUCCAUGCAGUUGGUCUACACGUCCGGCAUAUAUGACCUUCAAGGAAGCGGGGGAAGGCGACUGUGCGUGACCAUCGAACCAGCGCUGCUCCUUAAAGGUGACAUCAUGGUGAAAUGCUACCACAGGCGAGCCCAGACUGCUGACAGGGACACGGUGUUCAGGCUGCAGUUCCACACCUGCACCAUCCACGGAGCACAGCUCUGGUUCGGCAAAGGAGAACUGGACGGAGCUUGCACGGAUGAGCGUUUUCCAUCUGACGCCACCGUGGAGUUUGUCUUCUCCACCGGACCUGAGAAGAUCAAAGGGCGCGAGUACCACAAAAACGACCCGGCUGUCACGGUGGAUUACAACACGGCGGACCCAGUCGUUCGCUGGGAUUCUUACGAGAACUUCAACCAGAGAUACCAGGACAGUCUUGAGGACAUCGCCCACACCAGAGGUCCUGUAGAUGGAAGUCUCUACGCUCAGAUAAAGAAGCGUCGCGGUCAAAGUUCUGGUUCUCUCUCAUCAACCAACGGCAGCAGCCCCGGAGCGGAGGAUAGACCCGAUCACUUCCUCCCUCAACGUUCCGACUCCGCCCUCUCAGCCCAUUCCAGCCCUUUCAACCAGUCAUUCAUGCACCCGGACCACCACGAAGACCCCAUACGUCCACCGCCUCCGACCAGGCAGGAGCGAGAGGAGCUGGAGCGUCUCCUGGGAGGCAUAGAGGGAAGCAGGGAUGCAGAGCGAGAGACGGCCAUCUUAGAUGACGGCGAUUCCUCGCCUUCAGAACGGAACGAGACGCCCGGGCUGAGUCGGUCCUGUUCCUGCCGGGCAGGAUACCGGUCCCAGCGAUGUGCGGAACCCGGGUGUGACCGCACUCUCCUUAUGCCCAAUGGUUACUGCCUUGAUCGGGCGCCCGGUACCAACGGGCACCACCGGGCGACUCCUUCUCACAGCCCCAACCCGGCUGCCCCGCCCUCACACAUGGACCUGUGCCAGCACUACAGUCCACAUCCGCAGCACUCUCUCCCACCUCCGGAUCUGGUGUGGGAUCGCCAGAGCAACCAGCAACACUUCCUGCACCGCUCCUACUCGGAGGCCCCGUCGUCACGGCACCACUGCCCCUACCCUUCCCUUGACGCCCACAGCCACGCCCAUCACCACCCUCCGUCCGCACCGUCUCGCCUCUGCUACCGAGAGGAUGACUAUGGCACCUACCAUCAUCUUCCUCCGCCUCACAGCCACCACCAUCCGCACGCCAAGUCCACCGCCAACGCGCCCUACCACGACAUAAUGCUAAUGGACGGGCUGCCGCCCCCUGGCUGCCUGUGCAGGGACUGCAGCAUCAGGAGAGAAGAAGCGGCGGCCUAUCACGGCUUGAGGCUCGACCGCGGCGACAGUUUCCACUGGGACCGAGAGGCGGAGCUUCAGCAGAGGGAGGCGGGCCUACGAAGAGGGGGAAGCUCGGAGAUCCACUGGGAGAGACGAGGCCGGGAGUUGUCCCUCCCUUGGGAGCGCGACAGGGAGGCGGAGCUUCAGUGGGAAAGAGAAAGGGAGGCGGACUACUGGCACAGGAGGGACGUCACUCCCUCCUACGGCCCACAGGGUCACAAUCACCCCGCCUUCACCUUUGACCCCUUGCCGUCAUGCCACCCCGCGUAUCCUGAGGCCUCGCGCUCCCACGCUCAUUCCCACCUCGACCUCAAGUACAGCAGCAGCAGCAGUGGCUACCAGACGCCCCGACAGGCGUGUCCAUGUUCACCGUACCAGCCAUCGCCGUCCGAGAGCAGGGGCUACGCCUCGGGCUACCAGUCCGAGUCCACUUCGCCGCUGCCCCCAUCCUCCGCACCGGGGCCCUGCAGCCAUAGCAACGGGUCAGCUGAGCAUAACCACAACCACCACCGUCCACAUCCAGACGUGCCGCAGUCAUACGGCCCUGACUCACACACUGACGGCCUUCGGAACUCCAAUGAAAGUGUUGGCUGGAGAGACCACAUCACCAACGGAUCCUUCAGGAGGGCCCACAGAGAUGGUCAGGGUGCUUGUUCCACCCCGUCCGACAUGUCUGGACCGUCCACGCCCGUCCACUCUAGCAGUCCUCUUCGCACACCGGAAAGUCCCAGUCCAGGGAGAGAACAGGACGUCCGUAAAGCAGUCAUCAGCAGUGACUAUGUGGCCUCCCAACCUCAGAACGGACAUUAUUCCUCUGAAAACAUCAUCCAGCAGUCCUCAGAAAUCCCAUCAGUUAACAGCACUGACUCCUCAUCCUCGCCACAUGCGGCGAAUGGCAAACCGUCGCACUCAGAAUCCCACAACCACAGCACCGCGCCGACCGUCCCGCCCUCAACAACACAACCGCAGCACUGCAGCCAGGUGGCGCCGUCAUCAACACACAACAUUUGUCUGGACUCUGUCGCCUCACAUCCAUCGGACCACCGCCACCAACCUCCCACCCUGGUGACUCCACACCCGUCCGAGGCUGCCGCCGUGCCGUUCUCAGCGUCCCAGGCGGUGUGUCACCCUCCGAGCCAGACUCAAGCCACCAACGCACAGGUCAAUGGAUGUUCUCCACCACCCCCCAAAAGCAGCCCAGAUACCACAAGUGCACCGACAUCUCCACAUCCAGCAGCUUCCGUCCAGGUUGCACCAAGUAGCACGGAGGGCUCCCCUGUCUCUGAUAGCCCAGUUCCUGGUUUUGCCACACUGGGUCGAAAGCUCAUGAUGAGUGGCUCUGAAGUCCACCAUCCCAACCAUGCCCCUCACCACCACCACCACCACCUGGAGCACAAUCCCGCCAUAGACGGCAACAAGAGACACUGCUACUCCUCGGCACAGCUCCAGCCGCCAUCCACCUCCGGCUACUCCACCAUCUCCAUCCCACUUCCUCACCCUCAGCCGCCCCUGCCGGAGAAGAGACACGCACCCGCCCAGCCCGGGUCACCCAGUGAUGGGCCGGAGACCGUGAAGUCAGGCACCGCUCAGCAUCAGCACCACGUCACCUUCUCGCCCACAGUGGGGGAGAUCGCACCCCAAGACAACGACGUUUUCGGGUCGGAGGAGCGUGAGAACGGGAAUAGAGUCAGUGUGAAGUUUGUCCAGGAUAGUUCCAGGUUCUGGUACAAGCCCGGCAUCUCCAGGGAACAAGCAAUCGCUGCUUUGAAGGAAAGAGACCCUGGAACCUUCCUGAUCCGGGAUAGUAAUUCCUUCCAAGGGGCUUAUGGCCUGGCACUGAAGGUGGCCACGCCCCCUCCUAACGUCAACAACCACAGCAGCAAAGUGGGCGACCCUCUGGAACAUUUGGUGAGACACUUCCUCAUUGAAACGGGCCCUCGAGGAGUGAAGAUUAAAGGUUGUCAGAAUGAGCCGUACUUUGGGAGUCUGUCUGCAUUAGUCUACCAGCACUCCAUCACACCCAUCUCUUUGCCCUGUGCACUGAAGAUCCUCGAAAAAGAUCUGAUAGGAGACGUGCAGGAGCUUCAGCCAGUGAGCAACAUCAGCACCGCCGCUGACCUCCUCAAGCAAGGAGCAGCCUGCAACGUCCUCUACCUGAACUCUGUGGAAACGGAGUCUCUGACCGGCCCUCAGGCCAUCGCCAAGGCAACAGAUGCGACACUGGGCCGCAGCCCUCGUCCCGGCGCCACCGUAGUCCAGUUCAAGGUGACGUCGCAGGGCAUCACGCUGACGGACAGCCAGCGCAGGGUCUUCUUCCGCAGACAUUACCCAGUGAUCAGUGUAACCUUCAGCAGCCUCGACCCCAAGGACAGGAGGUGGACUAACACAGACAACACCACUGUUAAAGUUUUUGGUUUCGUGGCCAAGAAGCCGGGCAGCAUGGCGGAGAACGUGUGUCACCUGUUUGCCGAGCUGGACCCCGAACAACCGGCCGCGGCCAUCGUCAACUUCAUCAACAAGGUCAUGUUGUCGCAGCGCCGGUAGAUCAGCUCAUGGGACCGUUUUCAAGACCCAAAAGUAGGAUCGUUACAUCUUUAAACAAUCCACGUCAUCGUCUGCUGGGCCUCUAUCACAAAGCUGCUUCUCUUAUUACGUCGCCAUGGAAACACUGAGCAUGGAGAUGAUAACCUGCUGCUGUAGUGGCAGAUUGAGUUCAAAGGAUCAAGUCAAUAAUACGAGUUUAGUCCUACAAUACUUGGCCACAGGAUAGAGCGUGCACCUCUAAAUCUAUCUUUAAAUUUCACAAAAGCACUUGAAAGCUCAAGAAAAGAAGACUAAUAUACAAAGGAAGGUAUGUUUUGUAGGGGUGUACCGGUACAUGUAUUUGUAUUGAACCGUUUCGGUACGGGGUUCCGGUUCGGUUCGGAGGUGUACCGAACGAGUUUCCACACGGACAUAUUAAGUAGCGUAACGCACGUUGUGUAAACAAUGCACACCGAGGCACAACACACGGCAUGCUAGCAGCUAACGGGCUACGAUAGACUGACCAUACGUCCUCUUUUCACCGGACAUGUCCUCUUUUGCGGAGCUGUCAGGGCGGAGUUUCUUAAAUGCCUCAAAUGUCCGGCAUUUUGAGUUAGGGGUGCGUGUAUUUAAAUGUACGUUCAGGGUUAAGAAGGGGUUAAAAACAAAACAAAUUGUGCGCGCAGCAGCAUUGGUGAGGGAGGGGCAGAGACAGAGAGAGCGAGAGAGAGAGUUAUGAUAAACGCGCAUGCGUCGCCAGGCUCUGCUUUUUAUCCAUAGAUUUAUCACAUUUAAUUUUUUAUUAUCUAUAGCAGGGGUGUCAAAAGUGUGCCCACAGCUAAUGUUUUAAAGGCCCACGGCACAUUCUAAAAAAUACUAUUAAAAUAAACAAAAACAUAACAAAAGUGAAAUAAAAAAAGCUUAAAGGUCAAAUGUAAUUUAGAAAAAGUUUCAAUGUUGACUAAUAAAACAAAGCAGUUUUUUUUUCUUUCAAACUGUCAUUGCUCAAAACAUAAAAUUGAAUCAAAAUCAAUGUUAUUAUGAAUUAUUGACCUAUCCAAGGUUCCCAUUACUUCACAUCAAAUAUUCCACUAAGAAAAAUAUUUUUGGUGCAAGAUUUUGCAAAUUUGGUAAAUAAAUAAUCCAAAAAUGUAUAUUUUGUUGUUUUCUUACUGUACCGAAAAUGAACCGAACCGUGACCUCUAAACCGAGGUACGUACCGAACCGAAAUUUUUGUGUACCGUUACACCCCUAAUGUUUUGUUAUUAGUUUUUACUUAUCGGAAUAUGGUUAACUUCUUUUUACACUUGUCUGACAGUCGGGAAUGUUAUCAAAAGUGACAUACAAUAUGUGAGUUUAAGAUAAGAGUCAAGUAUCGCUUUUAAAUCCUGAUGUUUGUUUUUUUUUACAUUCAAACAAAACAAAUCUGCCUUUUCUGUUUAUAAAAGUGCUUUCUUAAGGACAUUUUGACUAUUUGCAAUUCCACAAUUUCCUGUGGGAAAUAAUAUAAAUGUUAAACUGUAAAAUAUGUGACAACUAUAACAUUUUCAAUUGGAUCAUUUUGCUAAAUUGUCCCACUUUCUCCUCAUCUCUCAUUUUUCUGCACUUUGGAGAGUCCCACAGAUGGAAGUGAAGCAGCUUUGUGGUACCACUUGCCAGGGAUGAUCAUAACCAGCUUGGUUAGUGCAUUUGUAGCAUCACAAACUAUAUUAACGCAUCAUAACCGACAGUAAACGAGACCAAAGACCUGUUAUAUAUCUAGUUGUUCCUUUCUCAGCGCACAUGCAGGAAGUGUGUUUCCACCACAGACUCUACUUAUGUCAAAGCUCUAAUGACAAUCCUGUUUAUCUCCCCACUCACUUCAUGACAACAAACGGAGUCUAGUGAGCGCAUGUUACAUUCUUUUAACAAAGUGUGUGUGCAGGAGGUGCUUUGAAAGUAUUUUAUGGACUUGGAGUGUCGCUCUUAAUUAAAAGGAAUGUAAGUGAAACUGAUGUGAGGGAGAUAAGGCAACAUGAGGAAAGGCGUACAGUGUUAUUGUACAGUUCUUUUAGUGACUUUUUCCACACGCUUGUGUGUGCAAGUCACACGGUGGCCAAAAAAUGUACUUAACCAAAGAUGAAGCACUCUUUUUAUGAAUUAAUACGCUUUUUAUCCAGCUAUAUUUUUGUACUUAAUGCCUCCUUGUAUCUCUGCAAUGCAUUUAUUUUAGUGAGAAAACACACUACGUUUAUUACAGCAAUAAUAUAUUGUGGUCUUUGUAUUUGCCUCUGUGUUGAUCUCUAUAUUAUGUAGUAAUAUAUUUCCACAAGCAGCUAUAGGACCAUGUAUGAGACAUACAGUAAAAAGUUCAAAACUGAUAUUCUGCUAUUUUGUAUGCAAAAAAAUAAGGAAGAAUAGAAUAAAGUGAUAAUGAUGUGGUACCUUA